This is a messenger RNA of Arabidopsis lyrata subsp. lyrata, 1874 nucleotides long. Its product is annotated as FK506-binding protein 5. Gene Ontology annotation, biological process: regulation of cellular response to heat. The transcript has 13 exons. Lineage: Eukaryota; Viridiplantae; Streptophyta; Magnoliopsida; Brassicales; Brassicaceae. The record is from RefSeq and is a predicted model, not a curated record. Bases 274 to 1575 code for a protein of 433 amino acids.
UAAUAAUUUGGGGAAAAAAAUCAAAAACCCUAUUUCCUUUUCCUGAAGAGCGGUCGUUGAAAUCACGCAAUAAGUAGAACACAUUUGGACAACAACCAAAAAAAAAAAAGAUAAAAUAAAAAAUAAACAAAAACCCCCAAAUUUGAGUCUCCUCCGGAAAAAAAUUCGAAAUUCCGGAUCCACCGCCAUCGAUCCCUAGCUUUAUCUCUUUCUCUCAAUCCUCGCCGGCGAAGCCAGUAGGGUUUCUCAAUUCGUUCUUAGAGUACUGUGGCAAUGAGGAAAGGAGCGAAGAGAAAGGGUGUUUCAAAAGCAGGUCGCAAAGCUGCUGUUGCGGAGACUCAGAACGAUGAGGUGAUAGAGGAGACGACGACGCAGGAGGAGAGUCAACAGCCUAAGGAAGAAGUCGUCGACGAGAAGAAGGAGAAUGGGGAAGAAGAGGAGGCCAAGGGAGAUCAAGAGGACGAAGAGGAGGCGAAACCUGAUUCCUUAGAGAAGGAGGAGGAGGAGAAUCAGGAAGAUGAGGUCAAAUCUGACGAAGUUAAGGAAGUAGAUGAGAAGAAACCUGUUGCUCGUCGUGGUGGUAAACGAAAGAGGGCUACGAAGAAGGAAACUGAGAUUAAAGAUGAGAAGAAACCGGUUCCGAGUGUUAAGAAACCUCGAGUAGCCAAAGUUAAGGAAGAGCCUGUCUACUUUGAGGAGAAGCGUAAUCUGGAGGAUUUGUGGAAGGUUGCGUUUCCAGUGGGAACUGAGUGGGAUCAAUUAGAUGCACUUUAUGAAUUCAAUUGGGAUUUCCAAAAUCUUGAAGAAGCAUUGGAGGAAGGAGGGAAGCUCUAUGGGAAGAAGGUUUAUGUUUUUGGCUGUACAGAACCUCAACUAGUCCCCUACAAAGGCGCAAACAAGAUUGUCCAUGUCCCAGCAGUUGUUGUUAUUGAAUCACCCUUUCCGCCUUCUGAUAAGAUAGGAAUCACAUCUGUUCAGAGAGAAGUGGAGGAAAUCAUUCCAAUGAAGAAGAUGAAAAUGGACUGGCUUCCUUACAUUCCGAUUGAAAAAAGAGAUAGACAAGUGGACAAGAUGAACUCUCAAAUUUUUACCUUGGUUUGUACGCAGAGGAGAUCUGCUCUCAGACAUAUGAAGGAAGAUCAACUUAAGAAAUUUGAGUAUUGCCUUCCUUACUUCUAUCAACCCUUUAAGGAAGAUGAACUUGAACAGAGUACUGAGGUCCAAAUAAUGUUCCCCUCUGAACCCCCGGUUGUAUGUGAAUUUGACUGGGAGUUUGACGAAAUUCAGGAAUUUGUCGAUAAACUGGUUGAAGAGGAAGCAUUACCUGCUGAACAAACGGAUGAAUUCAAAGAAUAUGUCAAAGAGCAAGUUCGAGCAGCAAAGAAAGCAAAUCGAGAAGCCAAAGAUGCUCGAAAGAAAGCAAUAGAAGAAAUGAGCGAAGAUACUAAGCAAGCCUUUCAAAAGAUGAAGUUCUACAAAUUCUACCCUCAGCCUUCACCAGAUACACCAGACGUCUCAGGUGUCAAGUCCCCGUUCAUUAAUCGAUACUAUGGAAAGGCUCAUGAAGUCCUUUGAGAUCAGACCCUUGAGAACCCAGGAUAGCUUUUCUUGGCAGCUUCAGCAGAAAUCAAAGUUAUUGAAUCACAGGUGCUCUCAGAAACUCUUUGAGCUAUUAUAGUUAUAAAGCCAAGUUUGUAGGACAAAAUGUCUUUUACUUUUAUGAGUUUGUAUUCCCUUCCAAAAGUACUUGAGAUCUUAGAAGAGUCACGGGAACCAAUUCUUUUUGCGGAAAAUUGGAGGCAACUUUUUAUAAUUCUACUACCCUUGACCUUGAUGUUUUUCUUAAAUUGCAAUGGCAUUUCUCAAAUUACUUU